This is a messenger RNA of Leptomonas pyrrhocoris, 465 nucleotides long. Its product is annotated as unspecified product. NCBI's taxonomy places the organism in Eukaryota, Euglenozoa, Kinetoplastea, Trypanosomatida, Trypanosomatidae. Gene Ontology annotation, cellular component: cytoplasm; nucleus; TRAPP complex. The transcript has a single exon. Bases 58 to 465 code for a protein of 135 amino acids. The record is from RefSeq and is a predicted model, not a curated record. Gene Ontology annotation, biological process: endoplasmic reticulum to Golgi vesicle-mediated transport.
GCAGCCUCUUCUCAGUUGCGGUGGGUCCUGCUCACGGACCUUCUCUUCUACGUUGCAAUGACGUUCACGCAGUUUAUCAUCGUCGGCCCCAACGACGCCUGCUUGUUUUCGUAUAGUGCCGGCAGCAGCAACAACAGCGAGAUUGCGCUGACCCACCAAUUCUCUCUUUAUUCGGCUUUAGAUGUAGUUGACGAAAGUAUGUGGGCCAGGAGCGACUUUUACAUGAGCAAAGUCGAUCGCCCUUACGGUGACGCCUACUGCAUCUCCGCCUACGUGGGACUCGCGCCUGCGCGUCUGUUGCUCAUGCAGGACUGCGAGCCCAAGGAGUCCAUAGCGACGUUUUUCGCAGAGGCCUAUCAACUCUGCGUGCGCUACUUCAUGAAUUCCUUCUGCUCUACCACGAAGAAGAUUACGAGCACCGCCUUCCGAGAUGAAAUAUCUAUCCUGUGUCGUAAGUACUGUUGA